This is a messenger RNA of Physeter macrocephalus (sperm whale), 913 nucleotides long. RefSeq names its product activated RNA polymerase II transcriptional coactivator p15-like. The transcript has a single exon. Gene Ontology annotation, cellular component: nucleus; transcription regulator complex. Gene Ontology annotation, molecular function: transcription coactivator activity; DNA binding. The coding region runs from base 64 to 447 and encodes 127 amino acids. NCBI's taxonomy places the organism in Eukaryota, Metazoa, Chordata, Mammalia, Artiodactyla, Physeteridae. The record is from RefSeq and is a predicted model, not a curated record. Gene Ontology annotation, biological process: positive regulation of transcription initiation by RNA polymerase II.
AUAAGAAAUGGACAAAUGGAGGAGCGAGCGAGCUGGAGGUAGUUCAGCUACAGGAGCGGAGCAAUGCCGAAGUCAAAGGAACUUGUUUCUUCAAGCUCUUCUGGCAGUGAUUCUGACAGUGAAGUUGACAAAAAGUUAAAGAGGAAAAAGCAAGUUGCUCCAGAAAAACCUGUAAAGAAGCAAAAGACUGGUGAAACAUCAAGAGCCCUGUCAUCUUCUAAGCAGAGCAGCAACAGCAGAGAUGACUACAUGUUUCAGAUUGGGAAAAUGAGGUAUGUCAGUGUUCGGGAUUUUAAAGGGAAAGUCUUAAUUGAUAUUAGAGAAUACUGGAUGGAUCCGGAAGGUGAAAUGAAACCAGGAAGGAAAGGUAUUUCUUUAAAUCCUGAGCAGUGGAACCAGCUGAAGGAACAGAUUUCUGACAUUGAUGGUGCAGUAAGAAAACUGUAAAAUCAGAGCCACGUAAAACCUGUACUGUUCUAGUUGUUUAAAUCUGUCUUUUUACAUUGGCUUUUGUUUUCUAAACAUUGUUUUCCAAGCUAUUGUAUAUUGGGAUUGCAGAACAAUUUGUAAGAUGAAUACUUUUUUUUAAAUGCGCAUUAUUAAAAAUGUUCUGAGUGAAGCUAAUUGUCAGUUUUAUUAAGGAGGAUUGCUUUUGUGUCCACCACCUAGUGUAAAAUAAAAUCAAGUAAUACAAUCUUAACUGUCACGGCCUUCUUUGAUCAGAAAAGUUGGUACUAUUUAAGGCCAAAAGUAACAGUUUAUCGACCUUUUAGUUUCAACUCAGCUUUUACGUUCAAAAGGAUUAGCAUCACAUUGAAUUUAGAAAAUGUUGGUUUGUGAAAUUCAUGGUUGAUCUGUUUCGUUCUAGUCAAAUAUCUGGACUUGUUUGAUUUUUUUUCUUUUUCCCCCACCC